This is a messenger RNA of Mastomys coucha (southern multimammate mouse), 906 nucleotides long. Its product is annotated as swi5-dependent recombination DNA repair protein 1 homolog. Gene Ontology annotation, cellular component: Swi5-Sfr1 complex. The record is from RefSeq and is a predicted model, not a curated record. Gene Ontology annotation, biological process: double-strand break repair via homologous recombination; positive regulation of DNA-templated transcription. The transcript is spliced from 3 exons. Lineage: Eukaryota; Metazoa; Chordata; Mammalia; Rodentia; Muridae.
UGGGAAACAAAAGUCAUGUCUGAGAUGACUCAGACACUGCACAUGGCUUUAAAACAGCAAUCAUAGGCUCUGGCCCUGCCUCAGGGGGCAGUCCAUAUACUGCUACAUUGCUGGCUGUGUGUCUGCCCUGGCUAUAUGUUUGCUGUGGGCAUGGCUGAGGAAGAAGGAAAUCAGGAGUUCGCUUCCAUGGUGGAAAGCCUGUCAGAUUCAGCAUUGAUUCAGACCCGUGGGAAUCCACCCUCACCUCAUACAAAUAGUUCAGGAAAACAACCUUUGAGUGCAACACUUACGGAAAGAUGAAAGAAAACAUUUUGUUCUUUUUGUAGUGUGUUGAUGCGAGUUAAAGUAGAGAAUGAGGACGGCGAUCAGAUCUUUGCAGAACCAGGAGCAUCUUCAAAAGAAGAAAACUGCUCAGAAUUCCAAGAAAGUUUGGAAUACAUAGACAAUGAAUCUGAAAAGGAUAGCUCGGACAAUAAAAGUGCAUGCCAAUCUAAAUCAUUUGAUACUGUGUCAUCCAGAGCACUUCUAAAUGAUUCUGCGAAGAAUACUAAAGAAAGCUUAAAGGAAGAAAAAGCAAGAUUGGGAAAGCAAGUUCAAGAGAAGGAAGACCUUCUUCAGUUGGCCAUCAUCAAAAUGUAUAGAAUAAAGAAUAACCUCCCUGAGAUCGAGUUGUUAGUAAGAAAAUGGAGAAACUGCAGCCAGCGGCUGCUGAAUGAGCUGCAGUCAGUGUCAUCUGAGGACAGGACAAUGAAGGACAGCCUCACUGAGGUUGACUACUAUGGAAUAGAUGGCAAAUUGCUACACUAUAGUAGAAGUGAAGAAUUCAUAAUUUUCUUUUGUUUUGAGGAGAGGUACGUGCUUAGCUGCAUGUACACGCACAUGCCAAAGGGCACCAGACCCCAUUAA